AUGCUUGCAAAUUCAAUCACUGAAUUCAACUAUGAUCCUGAAACUGGUCACACUUUCGAGGCGUGGUUCAUACGUUGGGAAGACGUGUUCCGAACAGAUCUCACUUGUCAAGACGAUACGUGGAAAGUGCGCCUGCUGGUCCGGAAACUUGGAACCAAAGAACACUCCAGAUGUGUGAAAAUUGUUAAACGGGAUGGAGAGGAUUAUGGCAUGCUUGCUGACAGAGUCAAUCGUGACUGCGAACGUUUCAAACUGCGCUCAUUGACCGACGACCAAUUCAAACUUGAUCAAGACCCAGAUAUGAACCUGAAGUCUCUCAUGGCCGAAUUCAAACGUCUUCUCUCCGUGAAACAAGACACUGUUUUGGCCGAACAGAAGACUUUCACAGCUGACGUCAAUUGUUACGAUUAG
Molecule: messenger RNA, 411 nt
Organism: Echinostoma caproni
Lineage: Eukaryota; Metazoa; Platyhelminthes; Trematoda; Plagiorchiida; Echinostomatidae
Source: the annotation of a GenBank genome assembly